AUGCCUCCUUCAGCGCAAACGACCAGAUUAGUAUCCACACUCCGUCUCCUAAUUCCCCGCCUCCGCCUACUUCAAAAGAAAGACAACGCCUCGUCAGUCGUCCAGCGUCGCGAACUCUCCCAACUCCUCAGCGAAGGCCGCGAAGCCUCCGCGCGCAUCCGCGUCGAAAAUGUCAUCGCAACUGACGUCGCCGUAGAGGUAAUGGAAAUGGUCGAACUAUACUGCGAGCUCCUCCUAGCACGUGCGAAUGUCCUCGACCAACUAGCCUUCGCAGACCAAGGCAACCGCGCCCGCAUCCGCGCGAAGGAAUUGCUCAAGAAGCGCACUCAGGCUCAGGCCGGCACCGCGCCGGUCACGGCUGGGAAGAGUGAGAGCUCUGGGUCGCGCUUUGGGUUUGGGUGGUUAGGCGGUGGUGCUCAGAAGAAGGAGGCCGAGCGGUCGGGUACGCCUGUUACGGCGGCUGGGGCUGCGGAGGACUCUGGGGAUGCUCUUGCUCUUGAAGAAGAGAACCCUUAUAUGGAUACUGCGCUUGAUGAGGCUGCUGUUGUGAUUUUCUACGCGUGGCAUCGUUUCCCGCAUGAGCUGCGUGAGCUUACUAUGCUUCGCACUAUGUUGGGUGAGCGGUAUGGAAAGGAGUUUAUGACACUGGCGCAGGAUAAUAAGGUCGAUACUGUUAAGGUGCCUGACCGGCUGCUCAAGGGAUUGCGUGUCCGCCCACCCGGACAGGAGCUUGUUGAGCUUUAUCUUCGGGAGAUUGCAAAGGCAUAUGGGGUGGAAUGGGCUGGAGGGGAGGAAGAGAUAAAUACGCAGAAGCUUGGGGAUGCGCCGCCGGAGUUUGUGGACGAUAUUCAGGGUGGUGGCGGUGACGGUGACGAAGCUGCAUUACCGCAAAUUCCCAGCAAGCAGGAUGGCUCGAGUCCGAAUCUUGAAACAAGACGUGCUUCUGAGGCCAGUGAAUUGACCAAAGCUACGCCUCCGCGAGGAAUUGCUGCGGGUCGGAGUCCUGUUAGUGUUGCGCCGCCGGCUCCCAGGACGGACAAUCCCAAUCCUCGAGUCAAGGUUCCCGGUACAGAAGGGAAAGAUGAAGGGGUCUCUAAAGAAGGCAGUGGGGCUGCCGCCAAAGGGAAGAGUAACAACGGGAUACCAGAGCUUGAUGAAUUGACUCGGAGAUUUGCGGAUUUGAAGCGCCGCCCUUGA
Messenger RNA from Penicillium arizonense, 1197 nucleotides. Its product is annotated as IST1 family protein. The record is from RefSeq and is a predicted model, not a curated record. Lineage: Eukaryota; Fungi; Ascomycota; Eurotiomycetes; Eurotiales; Aspergillaceae. The transcript is spliced from 2 exons. Gene Ontology annotation, biological process: protein transport. Bases 1 to 1197 code for a protein of 398 amino acids.